AGUGUGUGAAUAAAACACGCACAAACACACUUUAAUGCGUGUGCAGCUUCUCAUUAUUACUUCUUAAAUAGAGAGGAGCAAAAAAAGCAAACAAGGGAAAAAACUCAGGACAAGGCUAACAGCUGUUAGCCUCAUUUCUCCUGACUGUUUGCUGCUAAAGUUUGCAACUUUUUGUGCUGCAUUCUCCCUCCCCCUUCUCUCUCUAAUUGAAAGAAGCAUAGAAUAAAGUGGGAAAAGAGAUAGCAAGAAUCAAAGUAUAUUUUGCAAAGAUAAGUGGGGAGGUGAUAAAAAAUAAAGAAAACAAGAAAAAGAAAAGAAAAGGAAACUCAUUGCUUUCUAAAUAUACAAUCUUGGAGAAGGGUUUUCUGUCAUUGGUGGCAUUAUGGGUUUGAGAUGGAAUAUUGCAAUGUGCAUUGCGUUUUUGGUGUGGGUUUCUCGUGGAGAAGCUUCUGUUUCCUAUGAUUCGAAGGCCAUUUCUGUUAAUGGGCAGAGGAAGAUUCUUAUUUCAGGAUCGAUACACUAUCCAAGAAGCACUCCUGAGAUGUGGCCAGAUCUUAUUCAGAAGGCAAAAGAAGGUGGAGUAGAUGUGAUUCAGACUUAUGUUUUUUGGAAUGGGCACGAGCCUGAACCUGGAAAGUAUUAUUUUGAGGAGAGAUAUGAUUUAGUGAAGUUUAUCAAGCUGGUGAAGGAAGCUGGGCUUUAUGCCCAUCUCAGAAUUGGCCCUUAUGCUUGUGCUGAAUGGAAUUUUGGGGGUUUUCCAGUUUGGUUGAAGUAUGUACCAGGCAUUAGUUUCAGGACAGAUAACGAGCCUUUUAAGGCUGCAAUGCAAAAAUUCACAACCAAGAUUGUGAACAUGAUGAAGGCUGAAAAGUUGUAUGAAACUCAGGGAGGUCCUAUCAUAUUAUCUCAGAUUGAAAAUGAGUAUGGACCCAUGGAGUACGAGCUAGGUGCACCGGGGCGGGCUUACACAGAAUGGGCAGCAAAAAUGGCUGUGGGUCUCGGCACUGGUGUCCCGUGGAUCAUGUGCAAGCAAGACGACGCCCCCGAUCCAAUUAUUAAUACGUGCAAUGGUUUCUACUGUGAUUACUUCUCGCCCAAUAAGGCUUACAAACCGAAGAUGUGGACUGAAGCAUGGACCGGCUGGUUUACUGAAUUUGGAGGUCCGGUUCCAUACCGGCCAGCUGAAGACCUGGCCUUUUCCGUGGCCAAAUUUAUUCAGACAGGAGGUUCUUACAUUAACUAUUAUAUGUAUCAUGGAGGUACGAACUUCGGCCGGACUGCUGGUGGUCCAUUUAUCGCGACUAGCUAUGACUAUGAUGCGCCUCUUGAUGAAUAUGGAUUAUUGAGGGAGCCUAAGUGGGGUCAUCUGAAAGACUUGCAUAGAGCCAUCAAGCUCUGUGAGCCAGCUCUAAUAUCUGGAGAUCCUACAGUAACGCCACUCGGAAACUAUCAGGAGGCUCAUGUUUUCAAAUCGAAGUCUGGUCCUUGUGCUGCUUUUCUUGCAAAUUAUAAUCAGCAUUCAUUUGCUAAAGUGGCGUUUGCGAAUGGGCACUACAACUUACCUCCUUGGUCUAUCAGCAUCCUUCCUGAUUGCAAGAAUACUGUUUAUAAUACAGCAAGGAUUGGUGCCCAAAGUGCACAAAUGAAGAUGACCCCUGUCAGCAAAGGAUUUGAUUGGGAGUCGUACAACGAAGAGGCUGCUUCACAUGGGGAUGACUCGUUUACGAUGGUUGGAUUGGUGGAGCAGAUUAAUACCACCAGAGACAACACUGACUAUUUAUGGUAUACAACAGAAGUCGAGAUUGACCCGAGCGAAGGAUUUUUUAGAGGGGGGAAGCCUCCCGUUCUUACAGUCUCGUCUGCUGGCCAUGCCUUGCAUGUAUUUAUCAACGGACAACUUUCAGGAACUGCCUAUGGAAGUCUAGAACAUCCCAAAUUGACUUUUACUGACAGCGUGCCUCUAAAAGCUGGAUUAAACCAGAUCUCGCUGCUGAGCAUUGCUGUCGGUCUCCCAAAUGUUGGCCCACAUUUCGAGACGUGGAAUGCUGGAGUUCUUGGUCCUGUUUCACUCAGUGGUCUCAAUGAGGGGAGAAGAGACUUAACAUGGCAAAAAUGGUCUUAUACGGUCGGUCUAAAAGGAGAAUCUCUUAGCCUUCAUUCACUCAGCGGAAGCUCUUCUGUAGAAUGGGUUGAAGGGUCGUAUGUUAGCGAAAGGCUACCAUUGACAUGGUACAAGACAACUUUCAGCGCUCCAGAAGGAGACGAACCUCUGGCUUUGGAUAUGAAUACCAUGAGUAAAGGUCAGGUGUGGAUAAAUGGUCACAGCAUCGGACGCUACUGGAACCAGUACAAAGCAUCUGACGGCUGCGAGCCCUGCAACUACGCAGGGUGGUUCAACGAGAAAAAGUGCCUGACCAACUGCGGCGAAGCUUCUCAGAGAUGGUACCACGUCCCUCGUUCCUGGCUGUAUCCAUCCGGAAAUCUGUUGGUCCUGUUUGAAGAAUGGGGCGGGAAUCCUUACGGGAUCACUCUAGUGAAAAGGGAAGUAGCGAGUGUAUGCUCUGAUAUAUUUGAAUGGCAACCAACCUUAGUGAACUGGCAGAUGCUGUCAUCAGGGAAAGUCGACAAACCAUUGAGGCCGAAAGCUCACCUCUCGUGUGCUUCUGGUCAGAAGAUCUCAUCCAUCAAGUUUGCCAGCUUUGGGACGCCUGAAGGCUCCUGUGGUAACUUCCGACAGGGGAGCUGCCACGCCUUCCAUUCCUACGACGUUUUUGAGAGGUACUGUGUCGGCCAACAAUCUUGUGCUGUGCCUAUAACACCCGAGAUCUUCGGGGGAGAUCCAUGUCCGAACGUGAUGAAGAAGCUCUCGGUCGAGGCCAUCUGCAGCUGAUGAGAAACAACGCUCGUUUCUUUCAACACAGGUACACUCCCACACCACACUAUUCGUCACAACCAUUUUUGUUUGGGCUAAGCUGGGUUGAAGUUGUACAUACAUGCAACACACACCAUCUAAGUCCAAAACCACAGUAGAUUUUGAAGAUGAUUUCGAGACACGAACAUGUAUAUAUAGAUAGUUUUCGCCAUUGUUCAUCGUUCAUCGUUGCGUUGUGAUGCACGUUGCGACGACAAAAUGAGUCCAUGUGCAAAGAUCUCUUGUAUUUUAGAGCAUACAAUCUCUUGCCUUGUGAGGUUGUAUUUUCCCAUGUUGAAAGCAAAUUUGUAAGAAACGCUUUUGCAAGUAUCAAAGAUUUAUUUAUCAAA
Molecule: messenger RNA, 3261 nt
Organism: Salvia miltiorrhiza (redroot sage)
Lineage: Eukaryota; Viridiplantae; Streptophyta; Magnoliopsida; Lamiales; Lamiaceae
Product: beta-galactosidase-like
Exons: 19
Coding region: 383-2890 (835 amino acids)
Biological process (GO): carbohydrate metabolic process
Cellular component (GO): vacuole; cell wall
Molecular function (GO): beta-galactosidase activity; carbohydrate binding
Source: RefSeq, a predicted model, not a curated record